Messenger RNA from Tarenaya hassleriana, 1848 nucleotides. RefSeq names its product F-box/kelch-repeat protein At1g51550-like. The record is from RefSeq and is a predicted model, not a curated record. Gene Ontology annotation, molecular function: protein binding. Lineage: Eukaryota; Viridiplantae; Streptophyta; Magnoliopsida; Brassicales; Cleomaceae. The coding region runs from base 383 to 1768 and encodes 461 amino acids. The transcript is spliced from 3 exons.
AUGAAUCAAAUCGAAAACCAAAAUGAUAUAAUUCUUAGAAAUGGCUACCCUAAUUUUGGAUUAAUUAUUGAGGAAACAUAUUCUUUGUUGGCAUAUCAAAAUGGGAUGUUGUAAAAAUUUGGGGAGUUUACUGUAAAAUGUUUUCAAGAAACAAAUAUUCAAAAUAAGUACCUGACUUUCAAAAAGUUUGAAAUUUGUGCGCCCAGCUUAAAUCCAAAGGACAAAAAUUAUUACAUGACAAAAAAAACCCGAGGAUGCCUUUUUUUUUUUCCCUUACAGACCCACUUCGUUCCAAGGACGUAGAUGCAACCAGACAAAUGCCCACACCGCAAUCAUUCCGCUAAUACCGCCAACAGAUCCAACGAUCCUCACCGAUUUCCCCAUGUCGGAGGCCGGUAUCUCCGCCGUCGUCGUUGUCACCGGAGAAAGAGGCUCGUCAUCCCCACCGAUAAUGAAAUUAGCCCAGGACCAUAUUUUCACCAUCUUGCAUCUUCUCCCCGUAGAUUCGAUCGUUUCCUUCUCCAUGACCUGCAAGAGAUUUCGAGCUCUUGCUUGCUCCGACAGUCUCUGGGAAGCUGUUUGUCGGCGGGAGUUGGGUCCGGUGCCGGUGGAGGCUCUGAAGUCCUCUGCUCGACAUGGGUUCGCGUGGAUGAAGCUCUUUGAGCGUGUUCGCAAGCUGGAUUCGGUUUGCUGUCACAGAAUCUCGAACCCAGAUGGGGAUCCUUCGUCGCCGAGCCCUAGGGCUUCUCAUUCUCUCAACUUCCUGACUGAUUAUCUGGUUCUGUUCGGUGGUGGGUGUGAAGGAGGACGCCAUCUCGAUGAUACAUGGACUGCUUAUGUUGGUGAGAGCAAUCACAAGAUGCUUAAGUGGAGAAAGGUUGAUUCGGGGACUCCGAGUGGGAGAUUUGGGCACACGUGCGUCGUUCUCGGGCAGCAACUGGUUCUGUUCGGAGGAAUAAACGACCGUGGGGACAAGUACAAUGAUACAUGGAUCGGAAGAGUGACGUUCCAUGAGGAACUCUCGUGGAAGUUGCUCAAUGUUGGAUCUACACAGCCGCCUUGUCGUGGUGCUCAUGCUGCCUGUUGCAUUGGUGAGAGCAAGAUGGUUAUACAUGGAGGAAUCGGGUUGAAUGGAGUUAGACUUGGGGAUACUUGGGUUCUAGAACUUUCCGAGGAUCUGAACUCGGGGACAUGGCACAUGUUGCUGUCUCAUCCAUCACCACCACCUCGGUCAGGACACUCUUUGACUUGCAUAAGGAGAAACCAAGUGGUUCUGUUCGGAGGGAGAGGAUUGGGAUACGAUGUGCUGGACGAUGUCUGGCUCUUGGAUGUUCAAGAACAUUCCAACCAAUGGAUACAGAUAUUCUACGACUUCCACAACGUCCCCGCGAGUUCUUCACUGCCAAGGGUUGGUCACUCGGCAACGCUCAUAUUGGGAGGUUGGCUCCUGAUUUACGGGGGAGAGGAUUCGCACAGGCACAUGAAAGACGAUUUCUGGGCAUUGGAUGUAAACACCAUCCCAUCUGCCGGCCUGCAGCCGCCGGCAGUAAGCCUAGACGGGUCAUCGGCCUGGAGAAGGCUGAAAAGAAUCUCGUACGGGCCCAAGUGUCAGUCUUUCCACCGUGCUUGUGUUGAUCGUUCAGGGCGGUACGUUUACGUGUUUGGUGGGAUGGUUGAUGGACUGAUUCAGCCUGCAUCAUCAUCAUCAUCAUCUGGAAUUAGGUUUGGGGGAGAGCUUUUCAUGGUGGAACUAGUUCUUGGCCUCUAAUGGAAGCUCUUCUUUUAUGUAAAAACCAUAUGCAAUCCCUCAUGUCAACAAGGAAAUGGAUUCCAUCACAUCAUGACCAA